GCGUGCAGGUUGAAUUUACCCGAUAAAUUUCCCCCAAAAAAACCCUAAACAAUUGAGCAAUAAAAAAUACCCGACAUAUUUUCGACAAUCGGUAAAUUUCCAGUGGCUCUCAAUCGAUUUAAAAAAUUUCAUUUCUCGUCAUUUCGAGGUUUUUCUUUCUCUUCAAAAAUUAAUUUAAAAAAUUAAUCGAAGUAUUAUAUAUAUUAUUUUUAAUUCAUAAAAAUGCGAGUUGCGGAUUGUAGGAAAAGUGAAUAUUCCGUGUGAGUGUCGGGAUUUCGUGAAAAAAUGUUCAUUCACCGAGAGUUUUCCCUCAAUUACCUCAAGUGCAGUCAUUAUCCCAGAAGGGUAAAAAGGUUACCGAGUCGUUAAAAAAGUGAUUUAUAAUAGUGCCAGUAAAGAGAAUCUGAGAGAGCGACAAACUUUUGAGAAGAACAUGGGAAUUAGAGGAAACCAUGAUUUCAAGAACUCAAUACUUCACGUUUGUCUGGGAUUCCGUUGAAAAAUCUUUUUUAUUUAGCGUAGUUAUCGAAGUUCUUGGGAAUAAUGGCAGUUGAAAUUGUUAUAAAAAUUCCAAAGGCUGAAUUACUGGAUUGUGAGGGAAAACAAUUGUAAUUUUAACAACUAUGUCAUCAACUUUUGAACUCAAUUCGUCGUAUUACACUACUAUUAUCGAUGGAAGCAGUACCUUAGAUGGAUUUUCAGUUUCAGUGACUGACCCAGUGAAUGAGACUGGAAUUGCGUACAUGCUUCCACCGUACAUCCGUAUGACUUCUAUGGUGAUAGUAAUUGUUGUCAUGGUUCUGGGUAUCAUUGGCAAUCUCAUGGUGCCACUGGUUGUUCUUCGUGGAAAGGACUUGAGAAAUAGCACAAACAUUUUUCUCGUGAACCUGAGUGUUGCUGAUCUUUGCGUUCUUCUGGUUUGCGCUCCAACUGUUCUUGUCGAGAUAAAUUCAGGUCCUCAAGUCUGGCCGCUCGGUGAACACAUGUGCAAAGCUGUACCCUUUGUGGAAUUAACUGUCGCGCACGCAUCCGUUUUGACAAUAUUGGCCAUCAGUUUUGAAAGAUAUUACGCCAUUUGUGAACCUCUUCGGGCUGGGUACAUCUGUACAAAAGCUAGAGCGACGUUUCUCUGCUUUUUAGCUUGGAUUUUUGCCGCUGUUUGCGCAAGUCCAGUUAUUCCAAUAACGACUUACGCAGAGAUCGAUGGAUUUCCAAACUGCGAGACACAGGCAACAACUUCCUGGUCCAAGAGCUUCUUCAUGACAACAAUCGUCAUCUUCUUUAUCGUACCAGUUUUAAUUUUAAUGAUAUUGUACACAGUAAUAGCUCAGCACUUGAUGGCAAAUCCAGCGAUAAGUCGUGGACCAGCGAAUAAUCUCCUCAAGUACAGAAAACAGGUGGUAAUGAUGCUGGGUACAGUGGUACUGUGUUUUUUUAUCUGUCUCCUUCCCUUCAGAGCACUGAUGCUCUGGAUCCUGAUAGCACCAUCAGCAUCGAUAAUAUCCAUCGGUGUCGAGAGCUUCUACAGUUUAUUGUACUUCUGUCGAGUUAUGCUGUACCUCAACUCCGCUAUCAAUCCCAUUUUGUACAAUCUCAUGUCCACCAAGUUUCGGGAGGGAUUUCUCAGGCUAUGCGGGUUGGGUAGAAAUAGAAAUCAGGAGAGUAUAACGUCAACCAGAACUAAGACAACAGCAACAACCAGCAGCAAUAAUUCGUCCGAUUGGAGGAGACAGAGCAGCAAUAAAAGUUCCAACACCAAAGUUACUAAUGAUUCUAUGAAACAAUUUACCGUGCCAAUUCUCACGACUGUUGGCAUCGGGAAAAAAGAAAUAGAGAGUUAUGUGUAGAGGUGGUUUUAAUUAAAAAAUUGCA
Fopius arisanus is the source of this 1872-nucleotide messenger RNA. RefSeq names its product ecdysis triggering hormone receptor (gene ETHR). Lineage: Eukaryota; Metazoa; Arthropoda; Insecta; Hymenoptera; Braconidae. Bases 624 to 1847 code for a protein of 407 amino acids. The transcript is spliced from 7 exons. Gene Ontology annotation, molecular function: G protein-coupled receptor activity. Gene Ontology annotation, cellular component: plasma membrane. Gene Ontology annotation, biological process: G protein-coupled receptor signaling pathway. The record is from RefSeq and is a predicted model, not a curated record.